AACCCCUCCAAGAAGAAGACGAGCUGGAUCCCAGAGCCUUGUUUAAAGAAAAAAGUCGACCUGACCGAGCUGAACCUGGGGAGGACGUGGAGUUAAUCUAUAUUGACGAACCAAUUUUCCACAAGUCACUACGUAUCGGAAAUCAUCUUCAGGAACCACUUCGGUCUGACCUUAUUGCGUUUCUCAAGCAAAAUUCUGAUGUCUUCGCUUGGAAGCAUGAGGACAUGAAGGGUAUUUACCCCGGUGUCGCAAGCCACAAACUAAACCUCGACCGAACAGUCCGACCAGUUGUACAAAAGAGAAGGAAACUGGGGCCAGAUCGUCAGAAGGCAUUGGAAGAAGAAGUCAAAAAAUUAGUUGACAACAAAUUCAUCAAGGAAGCCAAAUACCCGACGUGGGUCUCAAAUCCAGUGCUUGUUAAGAAGAGUAACGGGCUGUGGCGAUUGUGUAUUGACUUUUCCGAUCUCAAUAAGGCGUGCCCAAAAGAUAGUUAUCCACUUCCUCAUAUCGAUUAUAUGGUCGACGCCACGUCGGGACAUGAAUUGAUGAGUUUCAUGGACGCUUACUCCGGUUACAACCAAAUUCCCAUGGACCCCGAGGACUCUGAACACACUUCGUUCUAUUCGGCCCGAGGUCUGUAUUGUUAUACUAUGAUGCCGUUCGGACUAAAAAACGCCGGAGCCACGUAUCAACGUCUGGUCAACAAGAUGUUCGCACCAUUGAUCGGACACACUAUGGAAGUGUAUGUUGACGACAUGCUCGUCAAGUCGGUACACGCCUCUGACCAUAUAACGCAUCUCAAAGACAUGUUCGCCAUCCUUCGAAGUUAUUCCAUGGUACUGAACCCGAAGAAAUGUACUUUUGGAGUUGAAUCUGGAAAAUUUCUAGGUUACAUGGUAAGCCAGCGCGGGAUAGAAGCCAAUCCGGCCAAGAUAAAGGCCAUUCAAGAUCUAACUCCCCCAACCUCGGUCAAGGGCGUCCAGGCCCUAACCGGCCGACUUGCUGCACUCAACCGAUUCAUCUCCAAGUCUACCGAUCGUUGUAAGCCGUUUUUUGAAGCAAUCAAGAAAGGGAAACGUUUUGAAUGGACUGAGGAAUGUCAGAAAGCCCUUGACAAUCUCAAAGAGACGCUGAUUUCUCCCCCGACUUUGCAAAAACCGAAACCCGAGGAGAUGUUGUUCUUGUACCUCGGAGUUAGUGAAUCCGCCAUUAGCGCUGUCUUGAUACGCGAAGAAGGGUUGCUCCAAUCACCCAUCUAUUAUGUUAGCAAGGCCUUGCACGAUGCCGAACUACGUUACCCUCCGAUGGAGAAGUUAGCAUUUGCACUUGUGACAGCAGCCCGGAAAUUACGACCGUAUUUUCAAGAGCAUUCUGUGACUGUCCGGACUUCAUACCCACUCCGGCAAAUUUUGCACCGACCCGACACUUCGGGGCGCAUGGUUAAAUGGGCCAUCGAGCUCGGACAGUUCGACAUCCACUAUCAACCGAGGACUGCAAUCAAAGCACAAACCUUGUCUGACUUUAUCGCCGAGUUUACCCCGGCAAUCACAGUACAUUGCAAAAAUCACCCCUGGGUCCUCUAUAUUGAUGGUUCUUCAACAGCCAACCGAGCAAGAGCAGGGAUAGUCUUAGCUGACCCAGAGAAUCGGUUGUUCU
This is a messenger RNA of Striga hermonthica, 1656 nucleotides long. Lineage: Eukaryota; Viridiplantae; Streptophyta; Magnoliopsida; Lamiales; Orobanchaceae. The record is from the annotation of a GenBank genome assembly.